AUGGAUGUGGUCUCUACGCCCUUUCCUCCGCCUUCUCGCACACGCACACGCCAACUUGGAAUCCAUGUAACCAAUCAGUCCGACAUAUUGAAGCAGCACUUGUUCUUCAAAAUACACAUCCGAGCAUUCUUGAGAAUAUUCAACGGCUGGCCUUUGUGCAUUUACUAUAACCCCCCAAUGUUGCCAAUCGUGCCCAAGUUCGUUCCAAAAUCCACAGUAUCUUGGCCAAAUCGAACUGGCCAUGGGCCCAGCCGCCCUUCCGUGGCCACUCAGCCAAUUGUGCGUGUCUCAAUUAUGUCGAUAUAUGGCCAGUGGGUGAGCCGGAGGGUUUCACCUGACUAA
This is a messenger RNA of Pochonia chlamydosporia 170, 342 nucleotides long. RefSeq lists its product as hypothetical. Bases 1 to 342 code for a protein of 113 amino acids. The transcript has a single exon. Lineage: Eukaryota; Fungi; Ascomycota; Sordariomycetes; Hypocreales; Clavicipitaceae. The record is from RefSeq and is a predicted model, not a curated record.